Metarhizium album ARSEF 1941 is the source of this 1746-nucleotide messenger RNA. RefSeq names its product Lipase, class 3. Lineage: Eukaryota; Fungi; Ascomycota; Sordariomycetes; Hypocreales; Clavicipitaceae. The transcript has 2 exons. Bases 1 to 1746 code for a protein of 581 amino acids. The record is from RefSeq and is a predicted model, not a curated record. Gene Ontology annotation, biological process: lipid metabolic process.
AUGGGCCAGUCUAGUUCCAAAUCAAGCCAGCCGUCCAGGCCGUGCAAAUCCACCUCACAUGCACUCGCAUAUCCACCCAACGUCUACACAUCUUCUCCCGCACCAGUCCCAGUACGGCACAACUUCCACCUUCGUCCCGCAGGCUCGCAGCAGCAGUUCCGUCAUAACCCCCCGGCACACUUCCAACAUCCCCCGCUCACGGCUUCACAUCCCCCGCACAAGGAAGUGCAGUCCCAAUAUGAUUCCCGCCGGCCUCGGAAGCAGAACGGCUUCGACAUCAGCCGCCUCUCCGAAUCCUUGAUCGACUUCGCGCUGGAUCUGAUGCCCUCUAGUAGUGCCCCCGCGCGCCGAAAACAAUCAUCAUCAUCCUCCUCCUCCUCCUCCUCCGCCAACGUUGCUAGCCCCGCAUACGACGACAUCAAGCACCGUUUCGACAAUGUCAUGACACUGAUUGAUUCCGAGAGCCUGUCAGGCCACGAGAGGAAUUUAUACAUUUGUCAGGAACCGGUUCCUCAAAACAGUCUCGUCCAGUACAGACCUCAACACCAACUUCAGCAUCUCCCACGCGAUGCAUCUCACUCUCAACCAUGGCGGCCGACCCACGACAAGUACGCCGGUCGAGCCCUGGGGUUCAGAGAAACACACCCCAUUGAACAGCGGGAAAAGGGACAGCCGUCACGAACCGCCCACACGGCCGCCGCCGCCGUGUCAGGCAAUUACUUCUCCAAGGUGGAGCUGUAUGCCAACUCCAAGCUGCCCAUGGACCUCCCCCGGCUUCGCCUACACAUGCCGGCGUGGCCCCUCCUCUGCCUCGCCGCCCAGUACUCCCACCGCGUCUACAACAGCCCCGAGGCCGACGAGCUCAACACGCACAUUCCCUCGUCGCUGCGCAACAACACCAAAGCAAUGCGCAUCAAGUCCGUCUCCAUGGACCACGCCAACGCCAUCGUCUUCGCCAUCCGCGGCACCGCCUCCUUCUCCGACUGGGCCGUCAACCUCAACAUGGCGCCCUCGCCGCCCACAGACUUCCUCGACGACGAGGGCAACUCCUGCCACGCGGGCUUCCUCUCCGUCGCCCGCAAGACGGUCAAGCCCGUCGCCGCCCGGCUGCGACAGCUGCUGGAGGAGAACCCCAGACGAGCGGGCUACUCGCUCCUGCUGACGGGCCACUCGGCCGGCGGCGCCGUCGCGGCCCUCCUGUACAGCCACAUGCUGAGCAGCACGGACAGCGAGCUGGCCCGGCUCGCAGUCUGCUUCCGGCGCAUCCACUGCGUCACGUUCGGCGCCCCGCCCGUCAGCCUGCUGCCGCUCAAGACGCCCAAGCGGCGAGACCUCCGGAAGAGCCUGUUCCUAAGCGUCGUCAACGAGGGCGACCCCGUGGCGCGCGCCUCAAAGUCGUACGUCCGCUCCCUCGUCGCGCUGCUCGCCAACCCGCCGCCCCCGCCGCCCGCGGACGCGGACGCCGACCCGGCGCGCCCCCGGCCGCAGUGGAAAGUGCCCCCCUCGAGACUCAGCAACGCCGGCAGCAUCGUCGUCCUGCGCGCCGCCCACCCGCGCACCCGCACCCCCGUGGCGGAGCACAAGACGGUCCGGCAGAGGCUGGACGAGGGCGUCGUGGCCGUCACAUGCAAGGAGCACCAGCUGCGAGGCGUGGUAUGGGGCGAUCCCGUCGCCCACAUGAUGAGCCUGUACGCCGGGAGGAUCGAGCUCCUGGCCGUCGCGGCAGUCACGGGGAACAGGAGGUGA